UUUAUCCACCUCCCCCCAGAUUUGACGCACUGUGAGCACUGAAAUUAACCUCCGUCACAGUGGAGGAUGCUGCUUGAUCGUGCUAGAUAUAUUACAUAAGUAGAAUUAAACCGUUCAGAAUUGUUUGAUUUCAUAAUUUCGUUUCGAAGAGAUGUUAAUUGCCUGAUUAUUUCAUAGAAUUACUGCUCAUUGUUCUACUGUGUUGUAUGUUUGCACAUGGAUCCAGUCUAUAUCCAUGUUCUGUGACGUUCCGUGAGGUAUUUACCUACAACAUCCAGUUAUAUUUAUUACCGUCUAAAACCGUGUAAAACGGCAGCAAGAAGGCGUGUUAUAGCGUUUGGAGCGGUGCGAGGCGUGUAGAAGAACGACAAAAAUGUCUCAGGUGGAUAAGGUGGUCAAGGUGUUUAAAGCUGUCACACAAUAUCCGGCACCAUCUUCUGCAAGGAUAAUGAAUGGAGUUGCUGGCAGCAGUGGAGUAACUGUUUUGUCCUCUUGGUCACAAAGAAGUCUUGAACGGGGAAAGUCAGUAAAAUUUCAACGGACACAUUUUAUUGAUUCGUUGCAGAAAGCUUCAGAUAUGUUACCAGUGGAUACAACUUCUGAGUUACUGUCAGGCUUUUCGAAGUCAGAAGAGUGGCGAGGAGUUGUCCGAGAUAUUCCUUCUGAACCGAAUAAAAAGAAACAGCAUUUGGAAGUUUGGAAUCAUGGACAACUGUGGAAGAGUUUUGAUCUCUCUGCUCUUGAAGUUCAUGGAGAUGUGUAUUCUGACUAUGAUUUUCGAUCCUUUGAGUGGUCCCCAUGUGAAGAAAAGUUGCUGUACGUUGCUGAGAAGAAACUGCCAAAGGCAGAACCAUUUUAUAAGCCAAAAUCUCAGGAUAGUAAAGAGAAUGGAACUGGGGAUGGAAAAGCCAUAAAGGGAGAGGAGUACGUGUUCCGUCCCGACUGGGGAGAACAGUUAGAAGGAAAACAUCAAUCUGUGGUAAUAGUGUGUGACACGAAGUCAGAAAUGCUAUCAGUACUUGAAGGGAUUCCAGAUCAUCUGUCACCAGGCCAAGUGAUUUGGACUCCUGAUGGGAAGGGCAUUGUGGGAAUUGCCUGGAAAAAUGAACCACCGCGUCUUGGGCUCAUCUACUGUACCAACAGACCAAGCUAUAUCUUCCAUUUAACAGCAGAUGGAGAAUUCAGUGUGUUGUCCAGUGAGGGUCAGGCUGUGCGUUCUCCUCGAUUCAGCUUGAAUGGUGAACACUUGGUGUGGCUUCAACGUCCAAGUGGUGGUCCUCACAAUGGAGCACAUAAACUUAUGUGCUGUGAAUGGAACUCAAAGCAGGUCGAGACAAUAGUGGACAUAGUGCAGCAGCAGACUCUCACAGUGGGUGGAACUCCGUUCUACGGGCUGUUCAACCAGACAUUGCCUAAACGCUGCUGGGCUGGUGAUGCAUCCCGUCUUCUCCUGAGCACUCCGCAACAGUGCAGCAUUAAGAGUUAUGUGAUCGACAUAGAGGACAAGAGUGUAACUGAACUGGACUGUCCAGAAGGCAGUCAGAUAGUGCUGGACAUUUGGAAUGACAUGGUCAUUUGCACAAGGAGCUCCCUCAAGUUACCACCGAUCUUGGUACUGGGCAGACUACCAUCCAGAGGCUGUGAGCACACCAUGGUGUGGUCAGUUAUCACCAGCUGGCAGGCGUCUCUCACACUAGACAGCCUCGCCUGCCAUUACAUGGCUUUCACUCAGGAAGAGGAAUCACAGGCUUGCAAAUCAUUUAAUGCCAUCUAUUUUGGACCAGAGAGUGGCCAAGAUCAUGAUGUUCCUCUUAUUGUGUGGCCUCAUGGAGGACCCCACUCAGCCUUCACAGAUGAUUUUAAAAUGGAAGCAGCAUUAUUCGCUCUCUUAGGUUUUGGAAUGUUGCUGGUGAACUAUCGGGGUUCAAUAGGUGCUGGUCAAGAAAGUGUGGAAUUUCUUCUUGGAAGGAUAGGGGAUUCAGAUGUGAAGGAUGUCCAUCUUGCAGUAGUUCAAGCUUUAAAGCAGUUUCCUUUUCUAAAUCCAAACAAGAUGGUGUUAUUUGGAGGGUCACAUGGAGGGUUCCUUGUGACUCAUCUUAGUGGACAGUUUCCGGAUUUAUUCAAAGCUGUGGUAGCAAGAAAUCCAGUAAUAGACAUACCUGCUAUGUUUACAAUUACUGAUAUACCGGACUGGGCAGCUGUUGAGACAGGGCUCUCAUACUCGGAGUUGGAGGAGAUGAACGCGACAGCCUUUGAGAAAAUGAGGAAGUGCUCGCCAAUCACUCAUGUUUCCAGUGUAAUUGCCCCUACACUGUUGUUGCUUGGCAGCAAGGACAAGCGUGUCCCCAGCAGUCAGGGCAUUCAUUACUACAACCGUCUUCUGUCAAACAAUGUCAAAACUAAGUUGAUGUUAUAUGAAGAUAAUCAUCCACUCAACCAAGUACCUAUUGAAAUGGAUAACCUCAUUAAUUCUGUUCUCUGGUUUCUUCAGCAUACUGUGUGAGGUGUGCGAUGGGUGUGGAAUUAUUCAUAAUGCCGCAUAUAUGGUAGGCAUCAACCUGUGUAGUGUUUAAUCUUGCUUUCACACACACACACAUAAGGGGUCUUUAAAUUUAAAAUCUCAAUUCUGCAGCAGGUCAUAAUAUAAUUUGUAUUUAAUAAAUUUUUGUUAUUGUAUUCAAAUGAAAACUAAUUGUUAAAAAUGAAUCCAUUUACCCUUGGAGGAAUCUCUGAAGCAUCUAGCUUCAUAUAUGCGAUAUUUUAUUUAAGCAUCCUGAUGCAUUAAUGUAUUUACUUGUAUACAUAGUGUGACAUAUUUGCGCUAUGCAGGAUGCCCCCUCCCCCGCCAGCGGUGGCGUAACAGCGCUGCCACUACUACGGUGACGG
Molecule: messenger RNA, 2886 nt
Organism: Cryptotermes secundus
Lineage: Eukaryota; Metazoa; Arthropoda; Insecta; Blattodea; Kalotermitidae
Product: acylamino-acid-releasing enzyme
Exons: 13
Coding region: 374-2503 (709 amino acids)
Biological process (GO): proteolysis
Molecular function (GO): serine-type endopeptidase activity
Source: RefSeq, a predicted model, not a curated record